Messenger RNA from Medioppia subpectinata, 395 nucleotides. The record is from the annotation of a GenBank genome assembly. NCBI's taxonomy places the organism in Eukaryota, Metazoa, Arthropoda, Arachnida, Sarcoptiformes, Oppiidae.
GCUCCAUGUUCAAUAAAGUACUACCUGAUAACAUUAAUGUGUACGCGGUCACUUCGUCACUGCCAGAUGAAACUAGAAACUUUUUAACUUAUGAUGAUAAACUGAAAACAUAUAUAAGCUCGUUUUUUGCAAACAAUUGGCUCGUAAAUGAUGAGACUUACGAUCUGGAAAAUGAGACGUUUGAUGAACAAUAUAACAGUGCUAACAAUGAUAAUGAAAAAUUAAGUUAUGUGAAGGAAAUGGAAAGAGUGCUAAAUGGCAGACAAUAUGUUGAUAAACACAUCAAUGAUUACGUGAAUAGUAUUCAACACUUACUGACAGUUGAAAGAUACUUAUGUUUUACGCAAAUUACAAAAUUGCUUAUCAUUACCAUAUGGAACUUUAAUAAACCAAUA